CUCAGCAAUUUUCCAAAUCUGACCAUUCUGGACAUUUCUUGCAACAGACUAUCCGACUCAAGUCUUUUUGGCUCACAUCCGGACUUCAUUCACCAGCUUGGGCUUACUGACGCAUAUCUCCGUCUCAGUUCUCCACCAAAACCACCACCUCUGCAGGGUUUAAAAAAUCUCCGGUUCCUUGACUUGUCAGGGAACCCCAAUCUGUGCGUCUUCUCUUCACGUGGUUUCAAGUCGACUGAUAAACAAACUCCAAGAGACUGCAUCCUGCCCAGCAGAAUAGAAGAGCUUUUGGUAGCGGACUGCAGUAUUACGCACCUGCGGACUUUCCAGUGUCUCCGAAGUCUGCAAAAAAUUGACCUAAGUGGCAACAAAAUAAUCGAUCUGAGAGAGUUGGGGAAUCUCAAGAGCGCUAGGUUUCUUUCGAAAAUCAAUUUAAAGGAGAACCCGGUUUGCGGCCAGGAGAACUAUCGAUUGCACGUCAUCUUGCAACUGCCUCAAUUGGCCCUCCUGGAUGAUGAGGCCAUCACGGAGCAGGAAAAGCAUUUCAACGCUUAA
This is a messenger RNA of Dibothriocephalus latus, 555 nucleotides long. Lineage: Eukaryota; Metazoa; Platyhelminthes; Cestoda; Diphyllobothriidea; Diphyllobothriidae. The record is from the annotation of a GenBank genome assembly.